Lemur catta (Ring-tailed lemur) is the source of this 3618-nucleotide messenger RNA. Its product is annotated as zinc finger protein 607-like. Bases 300 to 1577 code for a protein of 425 amino acids. The transcript is spliced from 5 exons. Gene Ontology annotation, biological process: regulation of DNA-templated transcription. The record is from RefSeq and is a predicted model, not a curated record. Lineage: Eukaryota; Metazoa; Chordata; Mammalia; Primates; Lemuridae.
CCAGGCCUUUACGACCCUGGACUUUAUUUCUCGCUAGGGAUUGCGGUCCUGGCUAUUCUAGCUUGGACUACAUUUCACUCAGGCGACGGUGCAAACUGGAACCUCUUGCUCCGUUUCCGGCAUCUCUGGUUGCGCGCUGCGCGUGCCCUGAUGCCACCUGAGGAAUACGCCGGCGUGGGUCGCUGCGGGAAAGACACCGCAGCCCGCGCGGGGCCCUUGAUGGCGGUCUAAGUUCACUAGACUCUCCUUUUCUGGUAGAAGAACCGUGAGGACUGAUCCACUCUUGCGGGUCUAAAACUAUGGCCCAUAGAUCAGUGACAUUCAGUGAUGUGGCCAUAGACUUCUCUCAGCAGGAAUGGGAAUGUCUCGACCCUGUUCAGAAGACCUUGUACCGGGAUGUAAUGAUGGAGAACUAUGGUAACUUGGUCUCACUGGGACAUUCCAUUUCUAAGCCAGAUGUAAUUGCCUUACUGGAGCAAGGAAAAGAGCCCUGGGUGGUCAUGAGGGAAGAAACCAGAAGAUGGUGUACAGAUUUGGAAUCAAGCUAUGAAAUAAUCAGCUAUGGGAAGAUGUACAUUUAUAGAAAACCUUCACCUCUUACUCUACAUCAGAGAAUUCAAUAUGGAGAGAAACCCUAUGAAUGUAAGGAAUGUAGGAAGACCUUUAGUCGUCACACAGACCUUAGGGUACAUCAAAUAAUUCACACUGGUGAGAAGCCCUAUGAAUGUCAGGAAUGUGGGAAGGCCUUUAGUCGUCUUACAGACCUAAGAGUCCAUAAAAGAAUUCAUACUGGUGAAAAACCCUAUCAAUGUGAAGAGUGUGGGACCACCUUUAGUCGUCUUACAGAUCUUAGAGUACAUCGAAGAAUUCAUACCGGUGAAAAACCCUAUGAAUGUGAAGAAUGUGGAAAGGCCUUUGGUCGUGCUUCAAACCUCGCUCAACAUGGAAGAGUUCAUACUGGUGAGAAAUCCUACAUAUGUCAUGAAUGUAAAAAGGCCUUUAGUGAAGUUGGAAGACUUAGAAUACAUGAGAGAAUUCAUACUGGUGAGAAACCCUAUGAAUGUAAGGAAUGUGGGAAGGCCUUCAGUCAAGCCUCAAACCUUAUACAACAUGAUAGAAUUCAUACUGGUGAAAAACCCUAUGAAUGUAAACACUGUGGGAAGGCCUUUAGUCACACCUCACAUCUUGUUAGACAUGAGAGAAUUCAUACUGGUGAGAAACCCCAUGAAUGUAAAGAGUGUGGGAAAGCUUUUAGGAGUAGCCAUCAACUUACUAUACACCACAGGUUUCAUACUGGUGAGAAACCCUAUGAAUGUAAGGAAUGUGGAAAAGCCUUUAGUGUGUAUGGACGACUUACUCGGCAUGAGAGUAUUCACAGUGGUGAGAAACCCUUUCAGUGUAACAAAUGUGGGAAGUCCUUUAGACUCAGUUCAAGCCUGAAAGUACAUCAGAGUAUUCACACUGGUGAGAAACCCUUUGAAUGUGACAAAUGUGGGAAGUCAUUUAGGCUUAGUUCAAUCCUUAAAGUACAUCGGAGAAUUCAUACCAGUGAGAGACUUUAUGGCAUUUAUAUAUAAUAGACAAUUUACAAUAUAUCCAUGAAUUUAUACCACUGAGAAACAGUUUAAAUGACAAUGUGAAAAGGCUUUUACACAUGGAUCAGUUUUUAUAAGGCAUCAAAUAAUUUAUACUGGUAAUAACUCUUUGGAAUAUAAAUGUUUAAAGUUUUUAGUUAUAAUCUAAAUGUUCAGAUUCAGAGAAUUUACAUUAUAUUUUAUAUAUAAGAAAUAUAUAUGGCAUUCCUCUAUAUUUCACUGGUCACUGUGGCCAGACUGUGCAACCAAGUUGUUAAAAGGCAGGUAAGUACCACCCAGGGAAGAGACUGAUACAUGAUUUGAGGUUGUGGAAAACAGACAACAAGCACACCAAGUGGUAUAGCAUUUAUUUAAAGCAAAAGAGGAGACAGAGUGCACAAGAUCCUCUUCCUUGCAGUGUGUCAAUCCUGGCUGGUGGUUCCACUGUGUAGCUGAUGUGAACAGUGUAGCUGCACACACUGCACUUCCUGCUGCAGUGAUAGGACCUCAACCCUUUUUCUGUGGGGUCUGAAAUACAGAAUGCUGGGGGUGUGCCUCAGGGCCAUUGACAUGUCCUUAAGCAUAACAAAGGAGUACACAGUGAGUCUGAAACAGGGAAAGAUAGUCCUGUACUAGCCGAUAAGCCCAGCAUAGGCUGGGAGGGCUUUUUAUAUCAUGGUAAACAAGUGUCCCAGGCCCAAGGCCCAAUCAUAUAUGGCCAUGUGGGGGCUGAAAGACUGCAUGCACAAGGCUACACUUCCCAACACUGUGGGUUAUCAGAAUAUUUAUACUAAAGGAAAAUUAAUAUAUGUAACCCUUGUUUCUUUAUGGUAUAAAAGCUUUCCAGCACAAAUCAGUUAUUACAGUUGAGUAAAUUAAUGUCAUAGAAAACCUCUGGUAAUCUAACAGACAUGGGAGAGCCUUUAGCCUUUGCAUGUAUCUUCACCAUCCUGAUGGUCUUUCUGCUCCUUAUGGCUUAUUUGUAUAUGGGGAUAAUACCUACAUUAUGGUGCUAUUGUUAGAAUUAAAUCAGUUCAUUUAUGUGGAAAACUUGAGAAAGUAUUUGACAUAUGGUUUAUGUUAAACACUAGUUACUUGUUAUAAUAUCAUUAUUUUGUGUUAUUGUUAGUGGGCUAUUAUGAGAUAAAGACCUAUGGAUUUAAUGAAUUUAGGAAAGUUCCGUGUAACUCCUUACCCCUUUUUGAAUUUGAAUUCUUUCUUUCUGGAAAACUCUGAUACAAUGUAAAAAACCUGAAAGCAUCUUCAUUCACAUCUCUUAAGGUGAAUCAAACACUUAAUCCUUGAAUGAAAUUUAGAUUUAUACCUUUAGAAAGUGUGUAAAAUUUUAAAUUAGUAAUUUACAUUCCAUGUCCACAAUUCAAAAUUGAUUAAAAGUUAACCAAAGGAUAUACAUUUUGCAGUUUUCCCCAAACUUAUUAAAAAUUGGAAACAUAAAAGUUGAAAUCACAGUACAAUGAAUUUAUGUUAACAUACUAUCACAUGAACUUUCUGUUUUGUAUACAUUUUGCUGUAUAAUUUGACAGUGUUAUAAACAUUGAUGUUUCACUCAUACAUAUGUCAGUGCAUCCCCUAAAGAAAGACAAAUUCCUAUUUAACCUAGUAAUGACACAUAAGAAAAAUAAUAAUAAUUUCAUAUUCUACUCUAAUCCAUAUUAAAAUUUUAAAAUUUCUCUAAGGAGCAUCUUUUAUAUCUAUAUUCAAACUAGUAUCUAGAUCAAACUACUCUAGAUUUAUGCCUUUGAUUAUUAUAACACUUUGAUCUCUUUCAAUUUAGAACAGUGGCUGGGGAACUAUGGCCUACUGCUAUCAUAUCCUCUUGUUUUCAAGAACAAUGUUUAAUGAAGAAUGUCUUCUUUUAAAAAAAAAAAUGAAAUCCAGUCAGAAUAGUAUGAUUAUUCUUAUUUCACGUAUAAAAUCUACAAGAGUCUUAUAGAUGUAUAAGAAAGCACUGGGCGAGGUGGCUCAUGCCUGUGAUCCCAGCUACUAGGGAGGCUGAGGCAGGAGGAUCACAUAAUAAGACCUA